AUGGUCCUGGUGCCAAAACGGAGCUGGCUUGGUGUUUUCUUCGCCCUGUACGUGCACCUCUGGCGGGCACACCGGAAGCUGCGCAGCACGCCCGAGGAGUUCUCCUACGCCCAGCUGAGCGCGCCGCUGCUGGAUGCGCAGGUGCACGACCUGGAGGCCGGCGAGCGGCGCAUCCGCGCGGUGGCGACGCCGCCCGGGUGGUCCGGGAAGACCGUGGUGCUGGUGCACGACCUGAAGAUGCGGCUGGAGACCUGGUCCCUGGUUUGGGAGCAACUUCGGGAACAGGGUCACCGGCUCAUCGCAGCAGACUUGGCGGGGCAUGGUGAGAGCACCUUGACGCCUGGCUCGCUGGAACUGUCCUCACUGAGUAUGGAUUUGAAGCGGCUCUUGGAAUACUUCCACGUAACUGAAGGAGCAGUGGUUGGUCAUGGAGUGGGUGGCUUUAUCGCAGUCCAGUUCUUGCUCGAGCACCGGCUUGCCGCCAGGAGGCUGCCAUUCGGCCUGGUGUGCGUCUCUUGCACCGCUGGCAACCUGCAGAAGGCCGUGGGUCGAGAAUUCCUGCGCACCCUGGCCACGGCUUUUGCAGCUCUGCGCCUGCCGGAGCUGCUGACCUACUUCGACCUGCCUGGCGAAGCCUCGGUCGCGAGGCGCUUGGGUCAAAACGCCACCCAUGGUGUGGUACGUGUGGCGCUGGAAGCCAAGCGACGCGCUGCCAGCGACUGGGCGCUGCGGAACCUGAGUGAUGCGCUGUGGACGCUGGAUCUCCACCCGAGCCUUGCCACACUGCGGUUCCCCUGUUCCGUGCUGCUGAGCCGAGAUGACAGAGUGCAGCCCGAAGCGCUGCGGGAAGCCUUUGCAGCCACUGGCCAGAUGCGGUAUUUCAAGCUGCUGGAUGACGCUGGGUCCUUCUUGCCUUUGAUCAAGCCGAAAGAGGUUGCGGAAGCUGUGUCGAAGAUCUUUGCUUGA
This is a messenger RNA of Effrenium voratum, 966 nucleotides long. The record is from the annotation of a GenBank genome assembly. Lineage: Eukaryota; Dinophyceae; Suessiales; Symbiodiniaceae.